Messenger RNA from Penaeus indicus, 276 nucleotides. RefSeq lists its product as uncharacterized. Lineage: Eukaryota; Metazoa; Arthropoda; Malacostraca; Decapoda; Penaeidae. The transcript is spliced from 4 exons. The coding region runs from base 1 to 276 and encodes 91 amino acids. The record is from RefSeq and is a predicted model, not a curated record.
AUGUCUCUGAAGGUUAUCCUCGUAGCGUGUGUGGCCGCAGUGGCUCUGGCCGAUAAGGCUCCUGUGCAUCAGCCACCUGUUUACGCCGCACCCACGUACCAUGCCCCUGCACCUGCAUAUCAUGCCCCACGACCUGCAUACCAUGCCCCCGCCCACUACGACCAUCAUGAAUACCCUACGCAUCAAAAUACAAAUGCAUCAGAGACAUACCCCGAGUACACCCCCACCUACAAGCCCGCUCCCUACCACGCUGCCCCUAAGUACCCCGUGUACUAA